AUGACUACAACCACUACGCCACAGAAGCCAAAACCUACCCAGCCCUCAUCCCCGAGAGACUUUUUCCGUAAACUUUAUGGCGACCUCGAACCAAAGUCAUCGCAGGAGGAGGAGGCCAAAUAUACCAUCGCUCUCAAGAAAACCGACAGCGAUAUUGUAGCUCCUAUACCAAUUCUGGCUACGUCCACUUUGCCCUUUAUACUUCCACACGCAAGUGAUUCUCAACUCGCUGUAGCUGCAGCAGGAUUAUCAGCAUUUUUGGCAAGACGACGCCGAAAGGAAGGUAGGCCAAGACGACAAAGGACCACUUUCAGCAGCGAACAGACUUUGCGUUUGGAGAUAGAGUUUCAGAGGUCGGAGUAUAUUAGUAGAGGAAGAAGAUGUGAAUUAGCUGAAUCUCUGAGACUAUCCGAAACUCAAAUCAAAAUUUGGUUCCAGAACAGAAGAGCCAAGGAUAAAAGGAUAGAGAAGGCUCACAUUGAUCAUCAUUACAGAAAAUUGUUGGGAGUAUUCCCAGGAAGCUUAUGCCCCAUAUGUGUUGACAGUCCAUGUUACCAUGUGUCUCCAUUGCUACAAACACAGUAUCCAAUUUCACAGAAUAACACAAGUAGCAGUCCUCAAUACGAAAACGAAAUUAGUAAUGGUCAACCAGAUAAUACUUGUAAUAACUGUAAAACUUAUGAUAUGUAA
This is a messenger RNA of Diabrotica balteata, 690 nucleotides long. Lineage: Eukaryota; Metazoa; Arthropoda; Insecta; Coleoptera; Chrysomelidae. The record is from the annotation of a GenBank genome assembly.